AUGUUUGAAUAUGAUUUGGAUAGGAACUCUAAAUACGAUUGGGGCAGCAUAUAAAUUAAAAAUUUAAUAGAUAACAAUUCAACAUAAUCCAUUAAUCUCAAAUAACAAUGUUUAGAGAAUGAAAAGAAUUCAGUUAGAUUUCCCUUAGGGUUGACUGUUAGAUAUAGGAAACAAGUUAACUACACUCAUUUUUGGGAAUAGGUAGAUUUGAAGAGAAUAUUUUGUUUUCUGCAUUUAAUUAUGAUAUUCUAAUGGUGGGAAAAUAAUGGUCACUCAAAAUUGGGGGCAUGUAUUGGGAGUACGAUGGAAUUUGAUGGGGAAGGAACUCUUUCAAUGAGAAAUAAGAACAAAAUAUUUUUCAGUUUACUUUGUGGCAAACAAUACAAUUAAUUAUUUAUUCAAAUAUUUGCUUAAGUUUUAAAAAAUACAAAUAAAUUAGAUUCAUUAAUAAAAAAAAAGUAUUUCAGAAUGGACUAAAGCGAGAAUUUUGAAUAGGAUUAGGGACCAAUUGACUAUUAUAAGGAAUCAAUUAGGCUAUAUUACUAUAAUAUUGUUUUACAUUCUUAUUUGGAAAGAGUGAACUAAGAAAAAAAUGAAAUUAAGUCUAAAUUGUAAAAAUUCUAAGUUUUAGAGGAUUAAGAGAGUGAUAUAUCAUUAGAGGAUAAACGUAAAAGGAAUAGGAGAAGUGCAGUUGAAAUACCUAGAAGCCAUGUAUGCACAAUCUCUAAUUGCAAUAAAUCCUAUGGAUCUGAGGGUUCAUUGAUGUAACACAUGAAGAUCAAACAUGGCAUGGUGAUGAAUCAGGAUAAAAUUGGUCAAGUUCUUGAUCAGUUUAGAUUUCAAUAUAGUAGUAACUCAAACUGA
Molecule: messenger RNA, 864 nt
Organism: Paramecium tetraurelia
Lineage: Eukaryota; Ciliophora; Oligohymenophorea; Peniculida; Parameciidae
Exons: 2
Source: RefSeq, a predicted model, not a curated record